Salvelinus namaycush (lake trout) is the source of this 3365-nucleotide messenger RNA. Its product is annotated as cingulin-like protein 1. The transcript has 17 exons. The record is from RefSeq and is a predicted model, not a curated record. Bases 890 to 3238 code for a protein of 782 amino acids. Gene Ontology annotation, molecular function: mRNA binding; protein binding; translation initiation factor activity. NCBI's taxonomy places the organism in Eukaryota, Metazoa, Chordata, Actinopteri, Salmoniformes, Salmonidae. Gene Ontology annotation, cellular component: eukaryotic translation initiation factor 4F complex.
CCGUGAUACGGAGUGACAAGUAAACACAAAUCGGUCACAUACGCAUGGUUAGCGGAUGUUAUUGCGAGUGUAUAGCGAAAUGCUUAAUGAUAGCAGUGAUACUAUCAAGAACAGUGUGCGGGUUCCUCCUUUUUUCCACUGUUUCCAAAACUAAAAUAUGUUACGAACAGAGUGAACAAAGUUUUUUUUAGACUUUACCCUUUGCCAACGUUUCUAAAAUGUCGUUGUUUAGAAGGAGUGCAAGGGCGAAUUGAGUUAUUGUACACGGUCACUUCAGAGUCGUUUCCUAACAGAAAUACGCAAAUAUAUGCUAGAACGCGCCAAUAGGCUCUCGUUAGCUCGUGCUUGGCUCUGCCCACCUGGUUGUUUGUUCUAUCCACUAGGAGUCAUUUGCUCACAUUGGAAACUACAGGCGGUGGUCUAUAUUGUGCUACGCUAGCAGUACCAGAAACAAAACCAACAACUGCGCUGUAGCAGUACAGUAACGCACCAGAAAUAUCGCACGUUAGUGACCUGCAGUGACUCAACUACUGUGGCUCAAACUAUUGAUAUUUUGAAUCAGAAAAAAACAAGUUGUCUAAUCUGUGUGGGUUUACUGAAUGCGGUGAGAAUUCCCCGUGGACAGAGUUACUGCAAAUUAUGUAUUGGUAACUGGGAUCAGGAUGACCAACGUAAUCCUUAUCACAUAUUCUACCAGUGCAGAGAGACCUACACCCCAAGACCUGUACUAGACACAAACACCAAGUUUGAUGAAAUUGAAAAAAUAAAGAAGACUGGAUUGCAAACUGAUGACACUGGAUCUGGAAACAUAGUCAUAUACUCCAAGUCAUAUACUGAGGAAACAUACUGAGGAAAUAGCAAACACACUGAGGAAAUACUCAGCAAACAUAUGCUGAGAAAUCAGCACCUGGUUAGCAAGAAAAAGAAGAAGAUGAGUGGGACCAAGACAUGCAAACAAGAAACCCAGUCACCAACUCCCUCUUCUAGUGGACAGGCUGUGGAAAAACAGGACUUGAAGGAGUUUCAGGAUCCAGAGCCAGAGAAGACACAGAAACUGUAUGCUCAAAUGAAUUACAUCCUGGAUAGGGUAAAUCAAAACAACUUCCAGCAAUCGAUGAAGGCAAUUACUAAGUUCACCAUUAACACAGAGGCCAGACUGAAGGGCAUCAUUGACCUCAUAUAUGAGAGGGCCCUGGCACAACCUACCAGCUCUGCGACCUAUGCCAACAUCUGCCGCUGCCUCAUGGGGCUUAAAGUACCCACCGCUGCCAAUCCAGGAGUGACAGUAAAUUUCCGCAACCUGCUUCUGAACCGAGUCCAAAGAAACUUUGAGAACAUGGCGAGAAGCAGUCGUGAAAUCUUCCGGCAACAACAGGAGAUGGUGGAUGCCAUCACCAAGGAGGAGGAGCGCCAGCGAGUGAGGGAGGAGCUGGAGGAGGCCAAGACCGAGGAGCGGAGGCAGUCGCUAGGCAAUAUCAAGUUAAUGUGUGAGUUGUUCAAGUUGAAGAUGCUGACUGAGUGCAUCGUGCACGACGUCAUCGUAAAGCUGUUGGAGAACCGAGAUGAUAACUCUCUGGAGGGUCUCUGCACAUUACUCUACACCAUCGGCAAGAACUUGGACUUGAAGAAGGCCAGGCCCAGAAUGGAUCAGUACUACAACAUGAUUGUGAAGAUUGUGAAGGAUAGUACGACCUCCCCCAGAAUCACAAGCAUGCUACAGGAUGUGCUGGACCGCCGAAAGAAAGAAACGGCCCAGCUUGGUGAGUUGGUGGAAAAGAUGGAGAAGACCGGGCUGCAAGCUGACAAUGAUGCUGAGAAACACACGGGACCUGGAGACACAGAACCUGUUUUGCGUCCUCACUAUAAGUCAUUAGCCAUGAAGAAUCAGAAGCUGAUCAGCACAUCUAUACCACUACAGGAGAACACAUGUCCUCAUCAUGAUGAUAAGCUGAAAGCUGAAAACUCAGCUGCUGCUCGGGGGGCUACCAAAAAGAAAAAGGUGAAUGUGCAGUUGAAGACAUGCCAGCAGAUAAUCCAGGAGAGAGAGGAGGAACUACAGAAACUGAGACAGGAAGUGGAGUCUCUAAAGUGCUUAUCACAGGCUACAAUGGAGGACAGUGAGAGGUUCUUCACCAAGCUGAUUGAGACAAGGUGCUCAGAGGUGAGAGAGGUGAUCCAAGCUAAAGAAAAGGAGAUGGUGAGUGAGGCUGAGGGACUCCUACAAACACUGGAGCAGGAGCUUGAUGAGCUGAAGAGGACCGAAACAGAGGGUAGACAGCUUCCACACAUAGAGGUCUACCCCCAUUUCCUACAGAAAUUGCCCAGCAUCACUGAGGCUUUUGAAGAAGUGAGGACAUGUGCCUCUGAAAUGCAACAGCAAUUUGAAGAUUCCUCCAAGUUGCAAUUUGUGGAGUUUUCUAAAUCAGUUGAAGAAAGUCUGGGACCAUACACUAUCAGUUCUCUUAGCACUAGCAGACAGGCAGUGGAAGAAAAGGACUUGCAGGACUUUGUGGACCUAGAGACAGUGAAGACAGAGGAAAUGUAUGAACAAAUGGAUAACAUCCUGACCAGCCUGACUCCCAAGAACUUCCAUCAGUCAAUGAAGGUAGUGAGUGCAUUCACCAUUGACACAGAGGACAAACUCAAGGGCAUCGUUGACUCUAUAUAUGAGAGGGCCAUCUUAAACCAUACCAGCACUGAGGUCUAUGCAAAGGUGUGCCACCAACUCAAGUGGCUCAAAAUACCUGGAGUGACAGUGAAUUUCCGCAAGCUGCUGCUGAACCAAUGCCAGGAGGGCUUUGAGAAGGAUAAUAGUAAGAUCUUAAAAGAAAAGCAGAGGGAACUCGACACCACCACUGAGGAGGAGGACCGUCAGCGACUGAGGGAGGAGCUGGAGGAGGCUAAGGCAGAGGGGCAGCGGGAGUUGCUAGGCAACAUCACAUUCAUCUGCCAGUUGUUCAAGUUGAAGAUGAUGUCCGAGGGCCUCAUAGACUACUGCAUCGUAAAGCUAAUAAAGGAUGGAGAUGAUGAUUCGCUAGAGGGUCUGUGCACAAUACUCUUCACCAUUGGCAAGGACUUGGACUCUGAGAAGAACCAGCCCAGAAUGGAUGAGCACUACACACAGAUUAAUCUGAUAAAGGAGAGAAGGAGGACCUCCCCCAGAAUCCGCUAUAUGCUUCAAGAUGUGCUGGGCCGCAGAACGCUCCAUUUGUACAAGGGCCAAAAGGAAGACCAUUGAAGACCAGGACCACGUGUUUUUUCAAUUCCUCUGUCCUGUGUCUGUGUUCUUUUGCCCAUCUUAAUCUUUUUUCUUUUUAUUGGCCAGUCUGAGAAAUGGCAUUUUCUUUGCAACUCUGCCUAGAAGG